Messenger RNA from Gastrolobium bilobum, 1751 nucleotides. Its product is annotated as 11-oxo-beta-amyrin 30-oxidase-like. The transcript is spliced from 5 exons. The coding region runs from base 74 to 1639 and encodes 521 amino acids. Lineage: Eukaryota; Viridiplantae; Streptophyta; Magnoliopsida; Fabales; Fabaceae. The record is from RefSeq and is a predicted model, not a curated record. Gene Ontology annotation, molecular function: monooxygenase activity; heme binding; oxidoreductase activity, acting on paired donors, with incorporation or reduction of molecular oxygen.
AUAGAGGUGCAAGUGCAAAUAUCAUUUUGCGUGCUUUUCCUUCCUACCAAGUUUCCAGAUCAAAGUAACAAAAAUGAAGGUAUUUUCUAUUGCUAUGUGGGUUCUGACAGUGAUACUAGCUUUGGUUCCUAUAUGGGCAUGGCGGAUGCUGAACUCGUUGUGGCUUAGGCCAAAGAGGUUGGAAAGGGUUCUAAGAGCGCAAGGUCUUCAAGGCGAUACAUACAAGCUUUUCGUUGAUAACACCAAGCAAUUCUAUAUGCUGAAGAUGCAACAAGAAGCCAAAUCCAAAUCCAUUGGUCUCUCAAAUAUUGAUGUUGCACCACAGGUUUUCUCGCCUGUUCAUCAAACUGUCAGCAAAUACGGCAAGAAUUCUUUUUUAUGGGAAGGUACAACACCAAAGGUGAUCAUCACGGACCCAACGCAAACCAAACAAGUCUUUAACAAUAUGCAGGACUUCACGAAACCCGAGUUAAAUCCUUUUGUAAGGUUUUUCAGCACCGGCUUAACACAAUAUGAGGGUGAGAAAUGGGCUAAACAUCGAAAGAUUAUCAACCCAGCAUUUCAGUUGGAAAAAUUGAAAAAUAUGCUACCAGCAUUUUCUCAAAGCUGCAAUGAUAUGAUUAGCAAAUGGAAGGGAACGUUGUCAUCAGAUGGAACAAGUGAGAUUGAUGUUUGGCCUUUCCUUCAAAAUUUGACUUGUGAUGUAAUUUCUAGAGCAGCAUUUGGAAGCAGCUAUGCAGAAGGAACAAAAAUAUUUCAACUUCUGAAAAGGCAGGGAUAUCUUUUAAUGACAGCUAAGCAUACGCACAUUCCAAUGUGGUGGCUUCUACCAACAACCACCAAUAGGAGGAUGAAGGAAAUUGAAAGUGAUAUACGUGAUUCUCUUGAGGCUAUCAUUAAAAAACGAGAGAAAGCUACGAUGAAUGGCGAAACCACCACCAGUGAUGAUUUAUUAGGCCUACUUUUGGAAUCAAAUCAAUUUGAAAACCAAGGACGUGAAAACGGUAAGACUCUUGGAAUGACCAGACAAGAAGUAAUUGAGGAAUGCAGGCUAUUCUACCUCGCGGGCCAAGAGACCACUUCAGAUUUGCUGGUUUGGACAAUGGUGUUAUUGGGUAAAUAUCCUGAAUGGCAAGCACGUGCAAGGCAAGAAGUUUUGCAAGUUUUUGGCAACCAAAAUCCAAACUUUGAUGGGUUAAGUCGCCUUAAAAUUGUUAUCAUGAUUUUAUAUGAGGUUCUUAGGUUAUACCCACCUACAGUUUACUUCAAUCGAGCUCUUCAAAAGGCUGUGAAACUUGGAAACUUGUCACUACCCGCUGGAGUACUUGUUUCCUUACCAAUACUUUUGAUUCACCAGGAUCAUGAUAUCUGGGGUGAUGAUGCAAAGGAGUUCAAACCUGAAAGGUUCUCUGAAGGAAUUGCAAAGGCAACUAAAGGCCAAGUUUCGUUUUUUCCAUUUGGAUGGGGUCCUAGAAUAUGCAUUGGGCAAAACUUUGCCUUAUUGGAAGCCAAGAUAGUAUUGUCAUUGCUUCUGCAAAACUUCUCAUUUGAGCUUUCUCCAGCCUAUGCUCAUGUUCCUACCACUCUGCUUUCUUUGCAGCCAAAACAUGGGGCACAUAUCAUUUUACGUAAAUUGUAAUAUCAAUCAUAUCUAGCACUUGGAUUGGAUUGAAAACUAUUUUUUAAGAUCCAGUAAUGCUUGUACGUUCACAAUUAGCUACUAUUUGCCUCAAUCAAUAAAUACAUUUCGU